GCAACACAAUACCCACGUGCUCAAUAAACUGCAAUUCAACGAGCUUCGACCUUUUGCUGAUUGAACAAAAAGAACAGAAAAUUAUAUUUUAAGCAACGUACCGACGGAUUGUCCUUACAGUUGCAUAAAGAAAGCAGAGCAUGAAACUAGCACUAUUAGCCGUGAUUUUCAGUAGCUGUGGUUACUGCAUUGUUCUAGUAAAUUCUACGACAGUCUCGUCGCCGGAAUUGAUAGCAGCUAUUAUUGAUGAAUACUACCACGCACGACAAACACCACUACUAGUGGCAUAUAAUUCAUCAGAACUUGAACUUAUCAACAAAGUCCUUGUUUCGCUGAGCAUUCCUAGAACAGUUCAAUUCAACAACGUAUUCCUUCCUGGAUACAAGUCAUGGUUUUACGCGAUCUUCUUCCUGAAUAACCUGGACUCGUUCGACCUUUACGUGAAACAACUAAGGAGUGAUUACUUCAACUUGCAUGGAUAUUACACCUUCGUUUACAAGGAUCUAGCCGAGAGUCAAAUAACAAACAUGUUCAACGCUCUGUGGGAGCUUAAGAUCCUCAAAGCAUUGAUAAUUUCCCUGCACGAGGAUCAACCCCAGCUGUACAGCUACUCCCCGUACACAAGCAGCAAAUGCGGCACUCCCGACGUCUUCAGAGUAGAUCGAUCCACAUCUUCGCUGCUGUUUAAACCUCACCUGGACAAUUUCUACGGAUGUGCCCUACGCGUCGGAACCUUCGAGUCUCUCCCGUUCAUACACUUCAUGCCAUCUCCGGAGAACCAAUCAUCGAUCGAGGGAUUCGAAGGUCACCUCGUCACCACCAUCGCCAACAAGCUGCGCUUCAAGUUGGAGUUUGUCAACCCACCGGACAAUGCCCAGUGGGGUGUCGUACGACCCAACAACGGCAGCACCGGACUGAUGGGUCUGCUGCAGAAAAGUGAAGUUCAUUUUGGAAUUGGCUGUCUAUCAAUCAUCGCCGAUCGGGACGAGAUUCUGACGCGAGGAACACCUCAUUAUACCACCUCCGUCGUGUUUGGCGUUCCCGAUGGGCGGCCGUACAGCGCGAUCGAAAAACUUAUGCAACCGUUCGACCUUUAUACAUGGGUCGUUCUGUGGAUGAUUUUAGGUUGCGGUAUUGUAGUUAUAUUUGUCCUAAAGUUCUGUUCGGAACACGUUCGACAGUUUUUGUACGGAGCUGGCAACCAGAUGGCCUUCUUCAACAUGUUGCAAGUAGUCUAUGCUGGGCUUGUAAACCGUGUGCCCACACGAAACUUUGCUAGAACCGUUCUGAUUUUGUUUCUAGGCUUUACCUUCUUGAUCCGAAGUAUAUAUCAGGGUCUGAUGUUCAAGUAUCUGCAGGCUGACUCGAAGCACAAACCAGUGGAAACGGUGAAUGAAAUCGAACAGUCCGACCUGCGUUACGACAUGUUGCUAAUCUCUGAGCGCUUCUUCAAGAACAAUCCAACCGUACUUGGCCGGGUUCGUCACAUUCAACCGGGAAACGACAGUCUAAAUGCUGCGCUGGACGGAAUAGCUACAAAGCAGAAUCAGGACGGUGCCGUACUGGUCACCUCCCAACACAUCGCAUUUCACAACAAGUACCGGCUGAACAAAGGCUUCGUGCGGAGUACCCGCGAUCAGCUGGUCUCCUCACCGGUGGUAUUCUACUACCCACGGAGGUCAUUCUUGGUUUUCGAGUUCAACCGUAUCGUAGGUCACGUCCAGACGGCUGGCUUGAUGAGUUAUUGGGUACAGAAAUACGGGAACUAUGACUUCUUCCCGAAGGAAAUACGCGAGGUACGACCAACGAUCAUGAACAUACGAUCGUUGCUCGGGUGCUACGAGGUUUGGGGUUUCAUGACGGUUUCAAGUAUUUUGAUGUUCCUGAUAGAACUUGCGUCGCAGAAGGUACCUGCACUCCGGAAAGCUGUAGAGUUUUUUGCUGACAAGAAGUAUAUAAUAUAUGAGACUCCAACAUUUUGCCAUAAUAACGGUCCAACCAUGAACGUAGUAUUGAUCCUCAUGGGAAUCGCUUGUCUACAGGCCUUGAUUAUACUACCGGAACCUUGUGACAAACUUAUUGUCGAAGCAGCUUCACAAGUGCUGCUGGAAACGUUCAAUCAGGGUUUCGAUACGUUUUACCUGAUAUCUCUGUUGACAUCGACGGAUUUUGAUGCCUCUGCAGGACUGCUGGUUCAACGAGCUGCAGCACUCCUACCAGUGAUCGUCGAAUCGAUCGACACGAAGAUAAAGACGUCAUCCAAACAAAGGUUCAACGUGAUUCUUAUGGAUUCUGAAGCUUCCCUGGAUCUUUUGAGUGUGCUCAUUACGAAGAAGAACUUCGAUACUUUUGGAAACUUCCUCAUUCUGCUACUAUCUGAAGCAGAAGCCGGAGAUCUAUGCUCGCACGUUUUUCAAGUAACGGCGCAGUAUCUCAUCUACAACGUCAACGUUCUCUACCGCAUCCACAAGUCGAUCGCUUCGUACACGUAUUUUCCCUACGGAACACCUGGAGACCAUCUUACCCGUAUGGCACGCUGGAACACCUUUAUGCAGGCAGGAUUUGUCAGUCCAAAGCUUCACUUUCCAUCUAAGUUUAAAAACUUUUUCGGUGCAUCACUUGGUGUUGCACUGUUCAGGACGACCACCUUUAUGGAUUUCUCGUAUGACGCAGAAGACAACAUCGUAAAUUACCGAGGAGUAGAUGGAACUCUACUGAAAACCAUCGCCCGAGCACUCAACUUCACCAUCCGUCCCAUCAUCCCAAACAACAACCAACGCUGGGGUACGCUCAACCAAAACGGAACCGCUACCGGAGCCAUGGGACUGCUGCUCAACGGAACUGUCAACCUAACCUUGGGAUUCUUCGGGAACAACUAUCUCCGCCAGCAGUACCUAACCGGAACGCAAAGUCACUAUCAAACAUCGCUUAUCCUGUGCGUAACUCCCGGUUCCGCGCAUGGAUCCUUCGAGAAGCUUUUACUUCCGUUCCAAUUUAACCUAUGGGCAUUGUUCGCUGCAAUGUUUACGAUCGCCUUAUUCGUCAUCGUACUACUACAAUUCUUCCCAAAGUACGUCCAACACUUUAUCUGGGGUCGAAUGAAUCGGACCCCAGGGUUGAACCUGUUUCAAACAACCAUCGGAAACCCCGCCAACCCAGCCCCUUCUCGUAACUUUGCCCGCUUCCUGCUCACCCUUUGGAUGCUAGCAACGUUCGUCCUCCGAUCGGCUUACCAGCAGAUCAUGUUCUACAAUUUCCACCACUCUCAGAACCACUCGAUCGUGCGCGACUGGGACGAUUUCAUCGCAUCCCAAUACCGCAUCUUUGUGAUCCCUCCGGAGCGGUACCUCUUGGAUAACCUACAUGAGCACAUCCAGCGUCAAAUAACGAUCAUCCCAACGGAACAAGCCAACGCCACUCUGCAAGCUAUCCGGUACGGAUUUCUCCGUGGAGCGCGUAUCAGCUAUCCGGAGUCCCUCUACUACCAAAACCUACAGGUCCUAAACAACGGAGGGCCAUUUUAUCGACAGUUCGGCAAGCGUUUGUACAGCUACACGCUGAGUGUGUUCUUCCGAAAGAAUUCGCCGUUGGUGGAUCCGUUCAACGGGCAAAUUCAGCCACUGGUUACCUACGGUUUUGUGGAGCACUGGCGACGGGAGCUGCUUAACCGCAACCUGCAGGAGAUCAUCAGGACUCGGAUGAGACGCGCUCUGGCCACGGCUCUGAGCGUGCCGAUACUGAGCGGAGUCUUCGAGCUGUAUGCGUUGGGAAUGGUGGGAGCGAUGGUAGCAUUUCUGGUUGAGGUUUGCAUUGACAGAUUUAAACAUCGUUGAGAUAACGAUUCUGGACAAGUUGUUUAAUAUUGUUGCUGUAAGCAGAUACUUUGAUCCCUCACUUUUAGAAUCUAGAUCAAGAAAAAUUUUCUUGAAA
Culex pipiens pallens (northern house mosquito) is the source of this 3930-nucleotide messenger RNA. RefSeq lists its product as uncharacterized. The record is from RefSeq and is a predicted model, not a curated record. The coding region runs from base 141 to 3833 and encodes 1230 amino acids. Gene Ontology annotation, cellular component: membrane. Lineage: Eukaryota; Metazoa; Arthropoda; Insecta; Diptera; Culicidae. The transcript is spliced from 2 exons. Gene Ontology annotation, molecular function: glutamate-gated receptor activity.